CAGGGGCCUGGCCGUGAGCACGCUUUCCCGCGGCCGCGCAGAUGGAGGCUCCGGGCGCCGGACCGGGGCCGGGGGCGUCACCGGGGCUGGAGGCGGCCCUGCAGAAGCUCGCGCUGCGGCGGAAGAAGGUGCUGAGCGCCGAGGAGAUGGAGCUGUACGAGUUGGCCCAGGCGGCGGGCGGCGCCAUGGACCCCGAUGUGUUCAAAAUCCUGCUGGACCUGCUGAAGCUGAACCUGGCGCCCCUCGCUGUCUUCCAGAUGCUCAAGUCCACGUGCGCCGGGCAGAGGCUGCCCAGCGAGUCCCAGGCCGCCGCGGCCGUGUCACUGCCCACAUCAAGUGCGUCUGAGACGAGAGAGGCCUCCUCUCUCUCUGCCAAGAACUGUAGCCCCCCUGCAAGGCCCUCCUUUUCCUGGGUCCCACCACCUGCGGCCUCUGCGGUUCUGCUCCACGGCCCCGCUGCCCCGCACUCGCCUCUCUCUCCCGGGCCCCCCGGGUCCCUCCGGUUCUCUUGCUGCCCGUUCUCUCCUUUUACAGGUUGUGUUUAUUGGUUUAUCUCUGGGGGUUGUGCUCUUGUUUCCAUGGAAACUGCCGUGGCCCCCAGAAAGCCUGAGCAGCUUCGAGCUGCAAGGGCAGGACCCUGCGGGCCAUCCCUGCCAUCAACUUAGAGACUGAGGAAAGGAUUUCAUGGCUCACUUUAUUAGAGACAAUCCGCAGUCCUUCUAGAAUGGGACCAACACCCCUGCCCCCAGAGGUUAACUCUGCUGGGUGAGACUUGUGCUCUGUAGAGGUGCCCCCACCCCAGAGGAGGACAGGAGACCGAGGGGCAGGGAAGGGGCAGCCUGGCGUGCUCUGGAGAGCAAAGCCCUGGGUGUGAGAAACAGCUUGGCCUCUGAGAUGCUGUCGGCCACCCGGGUGGGCAGCCUGGAGGAUACACUGUGACUCUUCUUCUCUGCCUGGUUCCUGAGCUGGGGUACCUUCCAGGUGUUUCCAGGGGUGUAUGAGGGAGGGCCUGAGAUCCCACAGAUGCUCUGGCUUUGCCCUCCUUCACGCCCCUCUCCCCAUCGCCCACCUCCAAGUUCCAGGUGCCACCUGGAGCUCGGGCCAGGGAGGAGUGGG
Equus quagga is the source of this 1116-nucleotide messenger RNA. Its product is annotated as mitotic-spindle organizing protein 2B-like. Gene Ontology annotation, cellular component: centrosome; spindle. The transcript has 3 exons. NCBI's taxonomy places the organism in Eukaryota, Metazoa, Chordata, Mammalia, Perissodactyla, Equidae. Bases 42 to 665 code for a protein of 207 amino acids. The record is from RefSeq and is a predicted model, not a curated record.